UCACUGGAAUGACAGUAGGAUUUCUUCUUCAAAUUAAUUAAUUUGAUGAGUUUGUUCCAUCCGGAUUUAGAAAGGAAGAUGUCUUUAAUGUUAAUCUUGCUGACAUGUUUGGCUACGUUGAUUCAUUCAACAAUGUCCCAGUCGUCGACAGACGGAACGAGCCUCUACACUGCUCUGAUGACAGGUUACCAAAAACAUGUACGACCUGGAACAGAUUACUCAGUUCCACUCCAAGUCAACGUCACAUUCGGUUUAAUAACGAUUCAAGCAUUCAAUGAAUUAGAAGGCAAAUUUGCUGUCACUGGUUUCUUCACAAUAACCUGGGUGGACGAGCGACUGAACUGGACCCCGGGCUCCUACAGUUCAAUGGCUUCCACACUCCUGCAACAGAAGGAGGUGUGGAAACCAAACAUGGUGUUAGGUAAUACCUACAACAAUAUCAAAUUUCUUGGUUUAGAUGACUUCUACAUCCGGUACUUGUACACCGGUCUCGCGACCUGGAACCCGGUAGAUGUGUUUGAAGUGUCAUGUGACGCUGAUGUAACGUUUUACCCCUUCGAUAGCCAGUCUUGUAAAUUGCUGUUCACUACCUGGUUUUAUAGGCCAACGGAAAUUUCGUUUAACGUUUUAAACUCGGAGCUUGAUCUUGGAAUGUUUACUGAGAACUCGAUAUGGGAGCUUAUGUCGACACAAAUGACGAUCAUUAACAGCGGUUUUGAGAUUGUCGAAAUUAAACUCUUCUUCAAAAGGCGGUUUUUGUUCUAUCUAGUCAACAUGAUUCUACCUAUGUGUAUGAUGACGGCUAUCAACUCCUUUGUGUUUAUACUUCCGGUUGAGUCUGGUGAGAGGAUUGGAUUCUCUAUUACGAACCUACUAUCUAUUGCUGUGUUUCUCACGAUAGUGACAGACGCCCUGCCGCAGUCGUCCAUGCCUCAGAUAUCCGUACUGAGCUAUCUUUUACUCACUCAGAUGGGGAUGAGUGUCUUAAUCAUGCUCCUCACCAUCCUGUCGGUCAAGGUUUACCUUUCAGAAGAGGAGAAAGUACCUCAGCAUUACAUCACAUUCGUUAAUAUUAUGGAAUAUAAGUGCCUCAAAAAGAAGCCACAGACAGCUACAGUGACGCCAACAGAAAUAUAUGUAACGCCCGUUUCAAGUGAUAAAACAGACGAGAAAAGUGGUUCGCGGAGGAAAUCACCGGGUGAUCAGAAGAAACACCCUACAGUUGAUGAAACAGCGACAGAAAAACCUCAAACGGAUGGCGAAGUUGAGUUGACUUGGAAGAAAGUGGGACACGCAUUUGAUAAAGCUAGCAUGUUGUUUAUCAUAUUUGCUUCUGUAUGUAUCAAUAUGGGUUUCAUGGUGUACCUUAUUCACACCUACUUCUGAAU
Messenger RNA from Mizuhopecten yessoensis (Yesso scallop), 1388 nucleotides. RefSeq names its product acetylcholine receptor subunit beta-type unc-29-like. Gene Ontology annotation, molecular function: transmembrane signaling receptor activity; neurotransmitter receptor activity; extracellular ligand-gated monoatomic ion channel activity. The transcript has a single exon. Gene Ontology annotation, biological process: monoatomic ion transmembrane transport; regulation of membrane potential; chemical synaptic transmission. The coding region runs from base 46 to 1386 and encodes 446 amino acids. Gene Ontology annotation, cellular component: neuron projection; membrane; synapse. Lineage: Eukaryota; Metazoa; Mollusca; Bivalvia; Pectinida; Pectinidae. The record is from RefSeq and is a predicted model, not a curated record.